Molecule: messenger RNA, 3310 nt
Organism: Cutaneotrichosporon oleaginosum
Lineage: Eukaryota; Fungi; Basidiomycota; Tremellomycetes; Trichosporonales; Trichosporonaceae
Source: RefSeq, a predicted model, not a curated record
CGCCGUCGUUGCAGCCUCCUCGCCUCUCGAUCUCCCGACCUCUCGCGCUUGCCCCCCGGCACUGUCAUGUUCUGAGUCGUCCCCGUCCUGAGAAGAGACCAUGAUCGCCCGCUCGAGCUGGCGCAUCACGGUUCCCCGCUUGCGACUCGUCGCCCGCGCCGCGCACCGCGCGCGAUACAGCAAGACUGCCGACUUCCCCCUCCUCGAACAUGACGGGUCGGCCAGCCCCGGAAAUGCUGCGGCGCGCGAACCAUACGGGCAAGAGUACGGUGCUGGCCCCUCGUGCAUCCCUUACGAGCCGCCAAUAUCCUCUCCCUCGGCUGCGGCUGCGGCGGCACGACCAGGGCCUACGGCAACCACGGACGCCGCCGCCGCGGCGCGUUUGGCGCGCACGACCACGCGGCAGUCGGCACGAUGGUUGCGCAAGGCGCUCAACUCGAUCUCGGACGCCGAGCGGCGCGCGCUGCAGGAGCCCAUGGAGCGCGCGACCGCUAAUGCCACACUUGCGCGCAUAGGCAUCCGCGUGCAGGCGCUGUCGCGGCUAGAGCUGCACACACUUUUGCACGACUUGAUCCGGCUCGGGGCGACGUCCCUGGCGGUGUGGGUGUGUACCGACGUCCUUGAGCAUCUCCACCCCUCGUCGAUACCCCGCAAAGUGUUCUCUCCCUCGACGCUCGUUGCACUGGGACGGCUGAGCGAUGGCCAAGAGAUCUAUCUCCCUCCGCUGUACAGGCACCCCAUCGGCCGUCUUGAGCAGCCGUCCAUCGACGAACAGCAACCACGGCAGCCCUCGCCAUACCUUGCCUCGCUUCUCAGCAUGCUCGAGCUCCUCCAGCGUGUCCGCCACCGGCGGCCGCAGGAGCUGUAUCGCCUCGCCAUGAUUCAGUGCAUCAACGAGUGCAGGCCCGACGAGGCCGCCAAGAUCUACGUCGGCUUGGUGGAAGAAUGGAUCAUCGAGGGGCGCAUCGCCGAGGGCGCCGACCCAAGUGACUUUUACGCUGGCGGUGGCCCGCCGCGCGAGCCAAGGAGCGACUCGCCGCUCCUCGCGAUGUGGUUCAAAGGUGUCCGCACAUGGCGUCUCCCAGGGGAGGCACUAUCUCCACACGAUCGCCUGGACCUGUGGCAUCCACAUCACCACUCGCUCCAAGAACGCCUCCGCGGCUUCCCCAUGCCCAUCCCGACAUCCCCGCCCUCCCUCGUCCCCAACCCAUCCAUGCAGCUGCUCUCCAUUAUCAUCAACAAUCUCGAGCUGGAUCCGAGGAAGCUCAGCCCCGCAGACUAUGCUUCGUCAGUCCGCGCGCUGGCAAUGCUCGCCAACACGGUGCUCUCGCGUACGCUGCCGGUCCCCGCUGUCCCAUCCAUCCUCAAGGCGUUCUCGGACUCGCACAUGGAGCCGCGUGUCUAUCCCGAGUCGUUCACAGAGGUCCCCGAGAGCCAUGGAUGGGCGUACACCGCCAACACGCAGGUGCACGUCGCGCUUGUAUCGCUCAUGUUCUCGCCGCCCAACUACGCGCGAGCGGCCGAGAUCGAACGCCGAUUCUCGCCCGAAGACAGACUCCCACACGAGGUCGGCGCGGCACGGUACAUGCUCCGCCCGCUGGGGUGGAAGUCGUGCCUCGUCCUCAUCAAGUACGCUGCCGAAACCCUGCAUCAGCCGCGACUCCUGGCGCGUCUCUUCGACUACAUGAAGGUCACGUUCAAGGAAUGGGACAUGCCCGCGCUCAACAUCCUGUUCCGCGGCUCGUCUCAGACACGCGACAACGCUCUGGCAACGGCAGUCGAGGAGAAGGUAUUUGGCGGCUCCCUCCUUGGAAAUCCCAAGGCGACCGAGGCGGGCGACAACAAGGGCGAGGAGCAGCAGCCCCAGGCCCAACUGCAUGCCUUGCUGCCAAAGACGCAUAAUCCGCAGACCAAAGAGCAGCCGGUGCUUCAGCACGAUUCCGAAGUGGAAGCGCUUCUGGACGGAAUCGACAUGGAGGCCCUGAAGGCAGACUCGCACACUCUCGUCGCCCUGGUCAAGCACUUGACCGUGACGUCGCAGUUUGACCGCAUCAUCAUGCUCGUCUACACAGUUCUGCCUUACCUCGCCGUCAACACCGCUACGCCAGCGGCCCGAGUCGAGCAGCUUGCGGAACUCACCGGCGCAACCAUCUCAAGCCGUGGUCGCAUCCUCCCCGUACGACUUCCUGCUGAGCUGUUCGCCGCGAUCAUCGCCGCCUUAGCAAAGUCAGGCAACACUGGUCUCGCACAGCGCAUAUUCCGGCUGGCUCGAUCGUAUGAGAAGCAGGACUACACCUCCCAGAAGUUGAAGGAGCCCAUUCCACAAGCGACGACUGCCACGAGCUCUCCUCAACCGGCCGAGCAGCAGGCCUUGCAGCCCAAGAGGCAUCCGGCGGCCUAUUACUUCAUUCCAAUCCACAUGUACACGUCCCUCAUCCAAGUGUACGGCAACGAGACCCGGCCGCGUCCCAACGCGAUCGAGAACAGCCCUCGUGGAUGGGAGGCGACGAGCCCAUACAAAUUCAUGAACCGGCAGGAGGCCGGGCACCACAUGGCGUGGGACUCGUACAACGAAGCGAUGCGGCGGUGGCGCCUCUCACGGCGCCUGCACGAGCACAACCUCGCGCAGCUGGCCGCCGGGGAAGACGUAGUGUUCGACGUGACGGAGCGCGAGCUGGCGGAACGCACGCCCGACGGCCGCUUCUUCGCCGCCAUCAUCCGCGUCUACUUCGCGCGCUGGAACUUGAACAACGACAUCCUCCUCGACCGCCGCGGCCGCGAGAAGGUCAUGCGCCUGCUCCGCGACAUGCGCGACGCGGCUGUGCCCAUCCCCGCAGGCCUCGCGACCAAGCUCGCCACGGGCCAGGUCGAGGGCCCCAUCUUCCCCGACAUCGUCACCACCAAGAGCUUGCAUCGGCCGCGCACGUACGCCCGCGGCGUCGUGCAGGAGCACCGCAAGUUCGGCUUGCGCGGUGGCUCCUACGACCACUACCGGCGGCCGCCUGUCGGUCCCGAGGAUCCGGCGAGGGCAGACUACGCUGAGCGCAGCCGGAGGCGCGUGGAUCGAGCCGCGGAGGGGCGGGGUGGGGCGGAAGCGCCGCGCGAGAGGCGCGAGUCGAGCGCGCGAGUGACGACUGCGAUACGCCAGUCGCGCGAGGAGAACGGCUGUAUGGGUCAGGACAGGAACGAGGGUGGCUCGCCUCUCUCACCCUCACUCGUGCAGUAGCGCUAGCGCCAUACACAUAGUAACGGAGUCAUCAUCAGAUCACAUAUUGCACAGCACGCAUCAUGCAUCACCAAUCACUGCCAG